Pelecanus crispus (Dalmatian pelican) is the source of this 680-nucleotide messenger RNA. The record is from RefSeq and is a predicted model, not a curated record. NCBI's taxonomy places the organism in Eukaryota, Metazoa, Chordata, Aves, Pelecaniformes, Pelecanidae.
GUGUCUGGCCAUCUGAAGAAGUGCUGGCUUACUACUGCCUAAAGCACAAUGAAAUAUUCAGGGACCUUGCUGUGUGUGAGCUAGGGGGUGGCAUGACAUGCUUGGCUGGGCUCAUGGUUGCUAUUUCUGCAGAUGUCAAAGAAGUUCUGUUAACUGAUGGAAAUGAAAAGGCCAUCAAAAAUGUGAGUGAGAUCAUCACAAGAAACCAAAGUGCAGGAGUAUUUAAGGCUCAGAAAGUGUCAAGCCGCAUUUUACGAUGGGAUAAUGAGACAGAUGUCUCUCAACUGGAAGGACAUUUUGACAUUGUUAUGUGUGCUGACUGCCUGUUUCUGGACCGGUACAGAGCUAGCCUUGUUGAUGCAAUAAAGAGAUUACUCCAACCCAGUGGAAAAGCAAUGGUAUUUGCUCCACUCCGAGGGAAUACUUUAAACCAGUUUUGCAAUCUAGCUGAAAAAGCUGGUUUCUCUAUCCAAAGACAUGAAAAUUAUGAUGAACACAUUUCGAACUUCCACUCCAAGGCAAAGGAAGACCUGCCCACCUUUUAAAAUCCAUAUCCAGGGUACGACUACAUAGCUAUAUAACCUGCACAUUGAGAAUAUUAAGUACAUAAUUGAUGUUCUAUAAUGAUAUGCCUUAGGAAAUGUUGUUUACUUUAUCUGUGAAUAAAAAUAGUCUCAUCC